AUGGCGGCUGCUCAGGGACCGGCUGCAGUAUCUAAUCUGGGUGACUGCAAUGUAGCCUAUCAAGCUAUCGCAGAUGUUCUUACUCACCGUCCCCUGGCGGAACCAGGUGAAGACCAAGCACAACUGCUGGAGAUUGAGAUUCUUGGCCGAAGCCACCCAGUUCCUCCAGGCUUGCACAUACUCCAGGAUGAAAAUGCUGUGGCUGUACCCAAAACCUCGCUCGUUGCGGCUUUUAUAGAAGCCCGGAGGAGAUUUUUGCAGGUGGCGCAGGACAUUUCUCAACAUGAGUCCCAAGUCCUCGAGGCCACGGCCGUGAUGCUUCUGUUCGACCCGGAGCAUCUGACGGCCGCAAACACGCGCAAGAGGAUUUUCCUGCUGCAGGCUCGGCGAGGCGGCACCGCUGAUUGUUUUGCUCCACUGUUAUCCCGGGAGAUGUGGCUCGUCGACUCGCUUCUGACGAGCCGUCUGAACCGGCAUACGAAAUCUCCCACGCUGUGGGGUCACCGAAGAUGGUUGAUCUGGAUGUGCAUUACUACAUGGGGCCUGCCGGUUGAUGUCUACGACAGUUUUGUCAAAGUGGUGAUGGUCUCGGCGGAGAGGCACCCCAGGAAUUAUUAUGCCUGGAGCCAUGCACGAUAUUUGAUGACGCUGCAUACCAGUCAGUCUAAAGACAAAAAGUGCACAGAUCAUGGUCGGGAAAUCCGCAGGAUCACAGAGGCUGUGAAGAAAUGGGUAUUCCGGCAUCACAAUGAUACAUCAGGGUGGUCAUUCCUAGAGCAUCUCAGUGGCUAUAUGCCAGAGGAGGAGUGGACGGUCAUCGUCAAGGAGACCGCAGAGUUGGCCAUGUCGUUGCGGUGGACAGGAGAGUCUGUUUGGGUAUUCCUACGUUCAGCUGUUGCCUCUGGAAGAUCGGGGUCGGCUGGCAAGGAGAGCUUUGCAGCGGCAGUGGAAGCUUUGCAUUGCACACUAGCACAGGAGCCCAAGAGACUUGAGACUGUAUGCAAGGCUGAAGACUGGGUUCAGACCCACGAGGUUGUGGCUCUGGAUGCAUAUAGAUAA
Molecule: messenger RNA, 1059 nt
Organism: Pyricularia grisea
Lineage: Eukaryota; Fungi; Ascomycota; Sordariomycetes; Magnaporthales; Pyriculariaceae
Exons: 1
Coding region: 1-1059 (352 amino acids)
Biological process (GO): protein prenylation
Cellular component (GO): cytoplasm
Molecular function (GO): protein prenyltransferase activity
Source: RefSeq, a predicted model, not a curated record